Haliotis rubra (blacklip abalone) is the source of this 4646-nucleotide messenger RNA. RefSeq names its product trafficking protein particle complex subunit 9-like. The record is from RefSeq and is a predicted model, not a curated record. Gene Ontology annotation, cellular component: trans-Golgi network. Lineage: Eukaryota; Metazoa; Mollusca; Gastropoda; Lepetellida; Haliotidae.
GAUCACACGAACCAAGAUGGCUGCCAAUAUGCGAUGGCCUGAGAAAUCGAAGUUGUUUGAUGUGAUAUGCUUAACACCAGAUGUUUCCUCCAGUUGCUAGAAUACACUGAGCAGUACCAUGUCUACAUCAAGCAGUACCUCGUCUGCACUGAGUUGUGUCGACUAUGGCCAGACAGCUGAGGACCACCAGUCCCUGCUUGUCCUUGUUCGCCAUACAGGAGGCAAGCUCAAACAGCAGAGCUUUGCCCGGGCCUGGGAAAGAAUGAAACGCCUCAACUGCAUUCACAUCCAGAAUCAAAACCGAAAUAUCUACGUCCGUUACAAAAGAGGCUAUCCUAAGGAAAACAAUGAAUGGGGAGAUUUCCAAGCACAUCGAAAAGUCCUCGGUUUAAUAUCUGUUGGACACUGCUCAAACCAUAAAGAAUUUGAAGACCUAUUUGAUCAUUACAAACGGGUGAAAGAGGAAUAUGCCAACACAAUUUUCAAUUCCCGUUUAGUUGUGUUUGGUAUGAACACUGAUGGGUCACCCCUUGCUGAGGAGGAGGGUAAAAUCGGUGAUAUUCGGGAGAGUAAGGUUGUGGUGGAGAAGACAGUUGUAGAUAAUAAGGAUGAAAACGAGGGCAGAACCUCCCCCAACAACAACUUGAAAACGGAUCCUUUGUCAACCAAUGGAGAGAAGGACAGAACGGAAAAAGGACAGAAGGAUAAAAGUUUACCUAGUGUAAAGAGACAGCACAGUAAUAGUUUGACUAAAGAAAGCACAGGGGCUGAGGUUGUGUUUUAUCCAGAUCUGGAACAUUCGGCUGAUCUAGAGGACAGACUUAAGGAGUUCAUUACGUCAUUGUUUUAUGUAUUGGAGGGCAAAAGACUGGACAGGUCCUUUGAACGAGCUGACCGUCUACAUCUACUGUGUGCUCCAUUUGAGAAGAAAGAUUAUGUUGGGGUUGACCAGGAAACCAAGUCUUUCAAGAAGAAGUGUAUGGGUCGUCUACGGAAACACCUGGCUGAUCUGUGUCUCCAGGCAGCCAUGCCAGGGGAGGCAAUCCUGCACUACCAGACAGCCAUGGACAUGCUGCGCAGUGUGAAUGACUUCCUUUGGAUUGGAGGCUGCUAUGAAGGACUUAGUUCUGCAUCAACCAUUCUGACAUACCCACGGAACGGCAGCAACUCAGUCCCACUGCGUAGGAACCAGUCAUUUUCUGUCAAGAGGGGUGCUGCUCUCAUGAACGACAGCCUCCCUUCAAAGUCAUCGACCUAUGCGAAUGGCCUUGACCUAGCUGAUGCCACUGCUCAAGGUGGCCUUCACCCUGAUGACAUCAUUGAGAAAUACAAAGACGCCAUUAUGAACUACAGCAAAUACAAGAAUGCUUCAAUGAUAGAGAUGGAGGCAAGCUUCAAAGCAUGCAGAGUUCUCAUCAUGCAGCGGAAAUACCUCCAGGCAUCAGAUUUCCUACAGAAUGUGGUCUACAUCAACCUACAGUCCUCUGAAGAAGAUAAGAUCCAUCGGUACAGCACCCUGGCUUCCCUGUACACCCAGGUGGGCUUCCACCGCAAGGCUGCAUUCUUCAAGCGGGUGGCGGGGAUGCAGUGUGUGGCGCCAGGGACGUCGGUGGGCUGGCACCAGUGCUACUACUUACUGGUCCAGGCUCUAGCAGGAUACAGUAUUUCUCUUGAUCCUAAGGAAUUCCUUACAGAUCAUCCCAAUGGAUGGCCUGUGAUCCAGUACCGUAUCAUGCAUGAACUUGUGUACUCUGCCCGGAGGAUGGGCAACCCACAGCUGGCUGUCAGACACAUGACGUUCCUGUUGCACACAAUGCAUGACAAAUUGAGCACAUCUGAACGCCGGGAUGCGAUCAGUGGACUGGAGACUUUGACAGCCAAAUGUGAAGGAACGCCUCAUCCUCUUCCCUUGGAGAACUGUCAGAUCCUGCCUCCAGUCCCUCUCCUCAACUUCCCCAUUGUCAGGUGUUUCAAGGUUGUGCCCCCUGUGCCUCACCUGCACCCCCAGAAACUCUCCACUGACUGUGAUAAACUCCAAAUCAGGGUCUUCAUCUACACACCUCUCUCCCUCGACUCCGACAAGGAUGCCAAGACAAACAAGUGUGACUUCCUGUGGGUUGAGGGGGACAUGUGUGAAGUGCACCUACAGGUGUUUAAUCCUCUCCCUGAAGAGCUCAAGAUUAACUAUAUGGGCUUGCUGACAGAAGGUAUUGAGAUGGAGAUAUUCCCAGCCAAUCCAUCGGUGCCUGCUGAGUCCGGCCCAGCCUUCAUCAAACUGUAUGGCAAACCCAAGUCUGUAGGCCAACUCUCUAUACUGGGCUACAGUACUCUAGUCCUCGGGGUCCGUAGCAACUGUCUGAAGGACCUCGCCCAUAUACCUCAGCCUCACUUUGACGUUGAUGUUGUCCCCGGCCUGCCCCAGGUGUCACUGUCAUCAUCACUGCCUAAAGCUGCCAGCUUCACAUCUGUGGGAGAUGGAGCCAACGUGGUGGCCAGUGCAACGGCCUUGCUGUAUGCAGGACAGAGCUUGGAGUGCCUGGUGACCCUCCAGAAUGGCUCCUGUCUUCCUGUGGAGAGGCUGGAUGUAUCACUGGAUACAAAACUAGAGCAUGAUAUAGAAGAACGGAUGUUUUCCUGGAGUGUUGACAAUAUUAAUUCCCAGCUUCCACUUCAACCAGCCAAUCAGCUGUGCUUCUCUGUCUGUAUCUAUGGUUACAGUGACUUCCUGUCAUCAGACCUUCAAACUCCAGACAUGCCUUCUCCUGUGUAUUCCAAUCGGUCGCGAUCAGACAGCUCAGAAGGAAAGGCGGUGGAGGCUAUCCUGUCCGUGCAGUACAGUGGUAACCCUGGUCUAGAGGCUGGGUACUGCCGCCAGUGUUCUCUAGCCCUCACCAUCGACAUACUGCCGUCUCUACAGAUAGCUAACUGGGAUGUACAGCCAGCCCACAGCCGGGAUCAUUGUGUGAUACUGUUUGACAUACAGAAUGUGACAAGUCACCAGUUAGAUCUAGAAUACCAAGAUGGCAAGACAAUCAUCACAGAACCCCAGCAGUGUCGAAGGAUUGCUGUAGAAAUCCCCCGUGUUGACUUCCAACCGGAGAAGAUGAAACACGACAGUACACCAUGCAUGCCGAGUGUGUAUCGGCAGUGUCACCCCAUCAAUCACCACAGUCAGUACCUGGCAGACUACGUGGACAUCAGGUGGACAAUUCCUGCCACUAAGGUGAGUGGUAAGCUUGGCAUUGAGCAUCUGACGUGGAGCAAGGACCAGCUGGAGUUAAUCCAGAAAUCUCCUGUAGCAUGGGAGGUCCGCCUCAACGACCAGCUGUACUUGUCCCCCGAUGUGCCAAAGUUCUCUCUCAGUGACGUACUGGAUGUACAGGUGGCGUUCACCAACAGGAGAGGAGGCGAGCAAGUCCAGCUGAUUCUCCAGAUAGAGCCGGUCCAGGUGUGUGGUGAUGAGAUGAGAGAAUGCCACGAGGUGUCCGUCCUUGGAGUCAAUACUCUAUGUGUCUCACAGCUUUCCCAGUCAGCCAGUCUCCAACAUUCAUGUGCCUUCGUCUUCCACUCCCCUGGCUUCUACAGACUCAAUAUACUGUGCCACUCCUUCAUCCACACUUCAUCAGAAGCCUCACGACAGAUGUCAGUUGCCUCUUGUGUGUCUGUUAGUGACAGGCAGAUGUCCACUGAUAGUGGUGACAUUCCAUCAGAAGAGAGUCACACCUCUGUGAACAAUAUUGAAACAGAUGACAAACAGACAUCUCAAGUGGCUGAUAGACUGUCUUGUGCCAACAUGAACCAGACACAGAUAAUCUGGAGGUGUGAACCAGUCCCUCAGUUUCAGAUCAUCGACUGAUAGUUCCACAUUUCAUCAUCAACAAUCUUCACCAGGAUUACAUCCCCGCUUAGGGAGCAUCAGCCUGAGAACCACUCAGUACGUGUAACAGUACAAGCACAGGCAACCAGCACAGGCAACAACACAGGCAACAAUGAAAACAGGCUACACCUGCUACCAACACAUGCAACGAAAACAGGGUACAACACCAGCUACCAACAUAGGCAACAACGUUGGCUACAACACCAGCUAACAACACGGGCAACAACAUUCGCUAACAACUCUUGACAUCCAUUCAGACCAAAAGUGUCUCUGGUGUUCAUCCAGUGUGUAUUACAUGACCUGUUUCUACGGUCAGCCUAGGACUUGGAACUGUCACAGGAGGUCUGGGAAUAGGAUUUGACCUCUCUAACCAUUACCUGAUGCUGAUGAGAAAAGCUGUCAGUGUGGUGCUGAUGCUGUAUUAAGCUAAAGUAGCGUCACACGGUCUCCUUGACGAUGAUGUACUUAAGUCACUGGCUUCAUCAACCAAUCUUAGCUUUGGAAAUGUAAGAAAUACAUAAUUAGAAAAAAAUCAGUUUUGUAUACUAAAGGCCUCAAAAUAUGUCAUGGACACUGACCGAUCGGUGUCUUGUUGAUAUAGAUACUGAAUCUAUGGGGAAGCGACAAACUGAGGGAUGGUACUGGUUUCUAUUUAGAAAUAUCUUUUACACAUGAUCACAAAGGCAAACUAAGAUAAAUGCAGUGUAUGAAAUAAGCCAAAAAAUCCGGCCAGACCAAAUAUGGGGAAUUUACUCAGAUGUAUGGAACA